Malaya genurostris is the source of this 2640-nucleotide messenger RNA. Its product is annotated as mitochondrial import receptor subunit TOM40 homolog 1-like. Bases 48 to 1022 code for a protein of 324 amino acids. Gene Ontology annotation, cellular component: mitochondrial outer membrane; mitochondrial outer membrane translocase complex. NCBI's taxonomy places the organism in Eukaryota, Metazoa, Arthropoda, Insecta, Diptera, Culicidae. The record is from RefSeq and is a predicted model, not a curated record. Gene Ontology annotation, biological process: protein import into mitochondrial matrix. Gene Ontology annotation, molecular function: transmembrane protein transporter activity. The transcript is spliced from 2 exons.
UUUGUUGACUGAAAAUUUAGUGCCUGAGUUGAUGCAAUUGAACCAACAUGGGAAACGUGUUGGCAGCUUCGAAACCGAUUACAAACGGUAAUCUGCCGCCUCCAUUACCAACGGAGUCAGUCCAAAUCAGUGCGGUAUCUGACACGAAAAAGUCUCUAGAAAAUCCUGGGACACUUGAAGAAUUGCAUAAAAAGUGCAAAGAUGUGAUGCCCGCCAACUUCGAAGGAGCCAAACUGAUGAUCAACAAGGGUUUAAGUAAUCAUUUCCAGAUAUCGCACACGAUUAAUCUGACCUCGACAAACACAAGUGGAUAUCGGUUCGGAACAACUUAUGUAGGUACCAAACAAACUUCUCCCACGGAAGCGUUUCCGGUAAUACUGGGCGACAUUGACCCUGCUGGAAACUUGAACGCCAAUAUCAUACAUCAGCUGGCACCAAAUGUGCGCUGCAAGUUUGCAUCGCAAAUUCAGAAUAAUAAAGUCACUGCCGCCCAACUAACUACAGAUUACAAAGGGCAAGAUUUCACCGCAACGUUGACAGCGGGCAACCCGAAUAUAAUCAACAAUUCCGGCGUGUUGGUGGCGCACUAUUUACAGUCGGUAACCAACCGCUUAGCACUCGGAGGAGAACUUGCCUACCAAUACGGUAUGGCCGUACCUGGUGGUCAAAUUGCGGUCGUAUCUGCUGCAGCCCGCUAUGCAACCGAUCUGUCAACAUGGUCCGGUACGAUCGGCCUUGCCGGAAUACAUCUAUGCUAUUACCAAAAAGCUAGUGAUCAGCUACAAUUAGGUAUUGAAGUAGAGACCAAUUUUCGAAUGCAAGAAGCCGUAGCGACGAUCGGCUAUCAAAUCGAUCUACCAAAAUCCGAGCUUAUAUUCCGGGGAAUGGUUGAUAGCAAUUGGUCAGUGGCAGCCAUACUGGAAAAGAAAUUACAACCACUGCCAUUCACAUUUGCAUUGAGUGGCAUUUUAAAUCAUACCAAGAAUCAGUUCCGAUUAGGUUGUGGUUUAAUAAUUGGCUAGACAGCAUUUGUCAAACAAAUCGAAUAGAGACAGACCUUGGUGCAAAAAGGAAGAUUGGUGUUCAGAUGGGAAAUUUGUAUCAAUUUCUUUCGUUCAAGGAAACGGUUAGAAGUUAAUGCGAAAAGAAUGUUAGUCUAUUAGAUUAUAGAAUGAAUCAUGAAAUUAUAAUACAAUAGCUGAAGGAAUAUGACAAAAACCUAUAAAUAAAAGAAAGUUGCGCUUAAUCACUUGAUUUGUUCAAAUAUUUUUUGUUGCAGCUCGCCACACUUGUUGCAUCUAUUAUUUUUCAAGUGAUUUAGGUUAUACCUUCGCAAAUGUUCCUUCCACGAAAUAGAUAAAAUAGCCCAAGUAUGUUUUGAAUUAGCUUUAACAUGCAGUAUAAAAUGUAAAAGAUCCUAUCUAAAAAUUCACGAAUAGUAGAUAAUCACCCUCAUUCUUGUUUACGGCCGUAUGCGAUACGUUCGAAAGUAUAGCAAAUUCGUAUUCCCGUUUACGUUCGAAUCAAUCACACUUUUAAACAUCGUACAUGCAUAAAAUCAACGCCCAUCCAACUUUAAACUAUCAGUUCUGGUACAGAUUUGAGUUGUAAAUAAAAAUCUUUGACAUCAUUUGUUAUUUGACUUGUUUUUUUCACUAAUUUUGUAUCAUCAUGUUCGCUUACGUCCGUAUCGACCAUACGACGAACACAUGCUUUCGAACGAAUGCGAACAAGCCAUUCUUGUUUUCACUCGAACGUGUACGUACGCGAUUCCUGUGCAAAAGAAGGAUCGGUAGCGCAGGUAGUUUUUUGAGGAUGAUUGCAAGCAUCAAGGAAGUGACGAAUGCUACAUAAUAAAUAAAUAUCGUACUCAGGACCAAUUUUAUUCAAAUCGGUAAAUGAAAUUUUCAAAUUAAACUUCGUGCUAAGUAAAAAAAGCAUUUGAAAUAGAAGUCCGAUCAGUAGUAUCUGCGAAAAAUAUGUUGCAUUUUUCUUGCAAUUUUGUCAUGUUUUCGAUAGCCUACAUAAUUAUUUCAUUGGUAAAAUCAUGCAUUUAAUAAUGGCGUAUUGUCCAUAAAGUACUUAAUAGAUGAAAAAUUGAUGCGUAAAAACUUUGAACCUCGCAUACAUUCAAAGGCUCCCCAGAAAAAACACUAUUUUACUAUACUGCUAUGCUUUCUAAAUGAUUUAUGCAAAACACAAAUUUAUGAUUUGAUUACAAAUCACCUUUAGAUUCGAAAACAAUGUUGUUAGAGAUUGGUUAAACUUUUUUCAAUGUGUUCGAACGGUUGAUUCGCAACAUUAAACUGACGAAUCGAAACCACGGCAUUUCGUCUAUUCGUCCGUAAACGGGAAUGGGACAUUUCGUUCGUACGAAUGAUGUUCGAAUACACGUUUCGUUUGAAACUAAAAUGGCAUACAUUCUAGCGUUUCGCAUAUGGUUAAUCACAUGAAUUGGACUGAUUACAUCAAGGCUUAGCAUUUAUUUUAAGAAGUUUACUGAUAUUUGAAUAUUUUGUGGCAAACGAGUCGCGUUCGAAUUCAUUCGAGUGAAAACAAGAAUGGCUUAUUCGUAUUCGUUCGAAAGUACCCGUUCGUCGUAUUGCGGAUACGGACGUAAACAAGAAUGAGGGUGAAUAU